UUCAUUUAUUGCCGUAACGAAACUUUCAAGUUCAGUCUGUGAUGUUCUCAUAGCGCCGAAUAGGUAGGCCAAAUCCUGUCUGUGGUGCAUAUGUGCACUGUGGGGUGGCCUAACCCGAGUCUCGCAAGGCGCUGAGUUCCCGCAAUUUGUCGAACGAAUCCGAGACAAAAAGGGAACGUACUCUCUGGACUGGUGAGCAAAGAGGAGGAGCUAUUGGCACAAACUAUGUGUCUGGCGAAAUUUUCCCUUGUCUUACUGGAGACGAAAGUGUUUCGCUACAUCAAGUCUGUAUUUUUCGAUGACAAGAGGGCGCCAAAUGACGCGUCACAAGUAUUUCGGGGAUAGACACGUCUUCCUUCACAAAUCACUGCUAACUAGCCAUAUGAUGGCUCAUCUAAGACAGAUUACAUCAGUAUAGUACGAUUGCCAAUCGAGCCUUGAAGCGGAAACAGGAGAUAAGGUGACUUAUCUGCACUACAGCUUUCUCACGAUAUAUCUGAAGAGUGGGGCUGGCAUGCACUUGUGAGAGUCAAAUACCAGCACGUGUCAGCUGCAAAUUUGAGUACUUGCUAGUGUCGGACUUUAAAAUCACCACGACUUAUCUUCCUAGACUCCUAAUUCAAACAUGAAACUUCCUGAUGUCGCAAGGAAGGAUCUCCACAUAGUAUUUACUGAAGAAGACUUGCCCUAUGAGGAAGACAUCUUACGUAACCCUUUCUCUGUGAAACACUGGCUCCGCUAUAUUGAACAUAAGAAGGGCGCACCCAAGCAUGCGCUAAAUAUAAUCUAUGAACGUGCUCUGAAAGAGUUACCCGGCAGUUACAAGCUUUGGUACAACUAUCUAAAGCUAAGGAGGCGACAGUCUAAAGGUCGAUGCAUCAUUGAUCCUAUCUAUGAAGAUAUCAAUAAUGCAUAUGAGCGGUCCUUAGUUUUCAUGCACAAGAUGCCAAGAAUAUGGAUGGACUAUUGUCAAUUUUUAACUGAGCAGAACCUGAUAACCAGAACUCGGCAAGCCUUUGAUAGAGCUUUACGUGCAUUGCCGAUCACACAACAUCCCCGAAUUUGGCCACUCUAUUUAACAUUUGUCAAAAAGCAUGACAUGGCAGAAACUGCUGUUAGAGUAUUCAGAAGAUACUUAAAGCUUUGUCCAGAAGACACAGAAGAUUACAUUGAGUAUCUAACAUCCAUAAAUCGAUUAGAUGAAGCAGCUUUGAAGUUAGGCUUUAUUGUCAAUCACGAUGACUUUGUGUCCAAACAUGGCAAAUCAAAUCAUCAACUUUGGAAUGAGCUUUGUGAGCUCAUUUCUAAAAAUCCUGAUCAAGUUAGGUCUCUUAAUGUGGAUGCCAUCAUUCGUGGUGGAUUGAGACGGUACACUGAUCAACUUGGACACUUGUGGAACUCAUUAGCUGACUAUUAUGUUCGCAGUGGUUUGUUUGAAAGGGCGAGGGAUAUAUAUGAAGAAGCUAUUCAAACAGUAAAAACAGUGAGAGAUUUCACUCAGGUUUUUGAUGCAUAUGCACAAUUUGAGGAACUUAGCUUAAGUAAACGGUUUGAUCAAGCUCAAAAUGUUUCAAAUCCUUCUGAAGAAGAUGAUGUUGAACUGGAUCUCCGCCUUGCUCGAUUUGAGCAUUUGAUGGAACGACGACCUCUUCUACUCAACUCUGUACUUCUUCGUCAAAAUCCACAUAAUGUUCAUGAGUGGCACAAGAGAGUUCAAUUAUAUGAAGGGCAGCCUCACCAGAUUAUUUCUACUUACACAGAAGCAGUUCAGACCGUGGAUCCGAAACUGGCUGUCGGGAAACUGAACAGUUUGUGGGUGGCUUUUGCCAAAUUUUAUGAAGAAAAUGGUCAGCUUGAUGAUGCUAGAGUUGUGUUUGAAAAAGCCACUCAAGUACCCUAUGUGAAAGUUGAAGAUUUAGCAGCAGUUUGGUGUGAAUGGGCUGAGAUGGAAAUCAGACAUGAGAGACCAGAAGCUGCAUUGAAACUCAUGCAUAAAGCAACAGUUAUGCCAAACCACAAAGCAGCUUAUCAUGAUGAGACAGAAACAGUACAAAAUAGACUUUACAAAUCACUUAAGUUAUGGUCAUUAUACGCCGAUUUAGAAGAGAGCUUUGGUUCAUUUAAGUCUUGCAAAGCUGUUUAUGACAGAAUAAUAGAUCUUAAGAUCGCAACACCUCAGAUAAUCAUCAACUAUGGUCUAUUUUUGGAAGAACAAAACUACUUUGAGGAAGCAUUCAAGGCAUAUGAGAAGGGCGUUGCUUUGUUCAGAUGGCCAAAUGUUUAUGAUAUUUGGAAUACCUAUUUAACAAAAUUCUUAAACCGCUAUGGUGGAACCAAAUUGGAAAGAGCUAGAGACCUGUUUGAGCAAUGUUUAGAGAAGUGUCCUCCAAAGUUUGCAAAAGCUUUGUACCUUUUGUACGCGAAACUGGAGGAAGAACAUGGCUUAGCCAGACAUGCCAUGGCUGUUUAUGAACGUGCUACAAGUGCGGUUCUACCAGAAGAGAUGUUUGAGAUGUUUAACAUCUAUAUUAAAAAAGCUGCAGAGAUAUAUGGAGUACCUAAAACACGUCAAAUUUAUGAAAAAGCCAUUGAAAUGCUUGGAGAUAACAACUCUAGAGAAAUGUGUGUACGAUUUGCUGAAAUGGAAACCAAACUUGGUGAAGUUGAUAGAGCUCGAGCUAUUUAUGCUCAUUGCAGUCAAAUUUGUGACCCAAGAGUAACUGCAGAUUUCUGGCAAGCUUGGAAGGACUUUGAAGUGCGCCAUGGCAAUGAGGAUACCAUGCGAGAAAUGCUACGUAUCAAACGUAGUGUGCAAGCAACAUAUAACACUCAGGUGAAUAUGAUGUCAGCGCAAAUGGUUAAUGUGUCUGGAUCUGCGGGAACAGUUGCUGACUUGGCUCCAGGCGUAAAGGAUGGUAUGCGAAUGCUGGAAGCCCAAGCUGCAGAAGUUGCCCAAAUGGAAUCACGUCUAGUUAUGCCAAAAGGUGGAAACAUUCUUUUUGUGCGCGGAGAAACUCAAGGUGGAGACAGAGAAGGAGCCCGUGUUGCAAAUCCCGAUGAGAUUGAGAUUGAUGAUGAUGAAGAAGAAGGUUCAGAUGGGAGUGAGAAGGAGGAGGAAGCUGAUCUUCCUAUUCAAAAACAAAUUGUGCCUUCUGAGGUCUUUGGGAGUUUAAAACAGAACGAAGAUGAAGAUGAAGAAGUUUAGACUACAUUGGGAAGUAAUAGUGAAGAAUACUUAUUUGACAUGACAUGUGGUACUAGGUAUCAAGUCAAGUACUAAAUGUAAGAAAUGAAAUUUUAACUAUCUUUGA
This is a messenger RNA of Frankliniella occidentalis (western flower thrips), 3311 nucleotides long. It is a transcript of the gene fand, whose product is annotated as pre-mRNA-splicing factor syf1 homolog. The transcript has 19 exons. Bases 626 to 3205 code for a protein of 859 amino acids. Lineage: Eukaryota; Metazoa; Arthropoda; Insecta; Thysanoptera; Thripidae. Gene Ontology annotation, cellular component: U2-type catalytic step 2 spliceosome; post-mRNA release spliceosomal complex; Prp19 complex. Gene Ontology annotation, biological process: generation of catalytic spliceosome for first transesterification step; mRNA splicing, via spliceosome. The record is from RefSeq and is a predicted model, not a curated record. Gene Ontology annotation, molecular function: protein binding.